AUGGAACCUAGUGUUCUCAGGCUCCUGUCGAGGGGCUUUUAUAUGUGGGAAUCGAUCUGCGCCGCUGUCGUUUUGGGUAUCAACUCGUGGUACCUUGCCAACUACAACGACACGCCGGUCUACCCGCAGGCUCGUCUGGUCUACACCGAGAUCAUCGCGGGGCUGGCGAUACCCAUGUCCAACGUCUUCGCCUGGAUCUACAACGUCGUCCCCCGGUGCCUGGCCAUGGUGAACCUGUUCUUCUCGCUGGCCUUCUUCUCGGCCUUUGGCGCGCUGAUCGAGUUCGACUGCGACAAGAACUGGCACGGGUGGUCCCAAGGCGUGGGGUCCUCGUACCGUGCCUGCUGGAGGGCCACCGAGGCCUUUUGUUUCAUCGGGGCCUUCUUCUGGCUCUGCAGUGCCAUGUUGGCCUUCUUCACGCCCCGGGUCGAGGCCGAGUCACACAUGCCCCACAGGAAACACAGCCAAGCCUCGAGCAGUCAGGUGUAG
Molecule: messenger RNA, 489 nt
Organism: Exophiala oligosperma
Lineage: Eukaryota; Fungi; Ascomycota; Eurotiomycetes; Chaetothyriales; Herpotrichiellaceae
Exons: 2
Coding region: 1-489 (162 amino acids)
Source: RefSeq, a predicted model, not a curated record